UUAAAGAAGAAGUAAUUGAAAGAAUUAAAUGUAAUUGGUGCUACUGAAGAACUGUCAAAAUGAUUUUGACAGUGAAAAUAGCGGGAAAACGCAGACCAUUCGUUUAAAAACAACGAGAUUGUGUUGUAAACAAAGAUGAGUUUGUGGGCCGAUAAGCACCGUCCAAAGGACCUCCUGAAGGUGGAUUAUCAUAAAGAACAGGCGGAGAACCUGAAGAAGUUAACGCAGCAAGGAGAUUUCCCACAUCUGCUUGUUUAUGGUCCGGUGGGUGCUGGAAAGAAGACGAGGGUUAUGUGUCUUCUAAAGGAACUGUAUGGGCCUGGAGUUGAGAGACUGAGGAUGGAGCAGAUGACUUUCACGACGCCCUCAAACAAGAAGGUGGAAAUUAUGACUGUCAACAGCAAUUAUCAUAUUGAGGUGAACCCAGCAGAUGUAGGCAUCUAUGAUAGGAUAGUCAUCAUGGAUCUGAUCAAGACUGUGGCUCAGUCGCAGCAGCUGGAUGUUAACACACAGAGGGAGUUCAAAGUCAUUGUGCUGACUGAUGUGGAUGAAUUAUCAAAGGACGCCCAACACGCCCUGAGGAGGACUAUGGAGAAGUAUAUUGGUAAUUGCCGUUUGAUCCUGUGCGCAAAUUCUACAUCCAGAGUAACGGCGGCAAUUCGCAGCAGAUGUUUGAGUAUACGUGUGCCGGCGCCAACCAACGAAGAGAUCAUCAGCAUAUUGCAAAGCACAUGCAAGAAGGAGGGUUUGAAUUUACCGACAGAAUUGGCGCUUAAGAUUGCGGAAAAGUCUGAUAGGAAUUUGCGUAAAGCGUUGCUGAUCUGCGAGGCCUGCAAAGUCGAGCAGUAUCCGUUCAAUAUAAAUCAAGAGAUUCCAUUGCCUGAUUGGCAUGUCUUCAUCAAUGAUAUGGCCAAGGAAAUUGUCAAGGAACAGAGCAUUCAAAAGAUUGCUACAGUUAGAACCAAUUUAUAUGAAUUAAUAAUUCACGGGAUUCCAAAUCAGUUGAUUUUCAAAACAUUGUUGGAUGAACUGUUGAAGAACUGCGACGUUGAAUUGAAGAGCAAAGUUGUUGAACAUGCUGCUUUCUAUGAACACAGGAUGCAGCAUGGCAAUAAGCACAUUUUCCACUUUGAAGCAUUCAUUGCCAGGUUCAUGUGUUUAUACAAGAAGUUUAUUGAAGAUGUUACCAGCGGUUUUUAAUUUAAAAUAUAUAGUAUUGUUGUUUUUUUAUUUAAUAAAUAUUUUUCGAAUUAAAUUAAA
This is a messenger RNA of Nicrophorus vespilloides, 1260 nucleotides long. It is a transcript of the gene RfC38, whose product is annotated as replication factor C subunit 3. Gene Ontology annotation, molecular function: ATP hydrolysis activity; DNA clamp loader activity; DNA binding. Gene Ontology annotation, biological process: DNA-templated DNA replication; DNA repair. The record is from RefSeq and is a predicted model, not a curated record. The transcript has a single exon. Gene Ontology annotation, cellular component: nucleus; DNA replication factor C complex. NCBI's taxonomy places the organism in Eukaryota, Metazoa, Arthropoda, Insecta, Coleoptera, Silphidae. The coding region runs from base 136 to 1200 and encodes 354 amino acids.